CUCAGGCCGGGGCAUUCGGUUUAAAUACCCUGCUUGGGUAUGAUAACCGGGUCAUUUGGACUGUUCUGUCUCUGGACUACCCCGCUAACACCCCCAGGACUUAAAAGAUUCCAACACCCACAAGCUAAAAGUUGUAGGUUUUCAGCUCACCUUGGAAUCCAAGAUGGCCGCCAGCACCGCAAGCGAAGACGAGAAGCUCCUCUUCCUGGACAAGAGCUCCAGCAGCAACCCCACGGCGCAGGCCGACUGGGCCGCCAGGAAGCUGGUGUGGAUCCCGUCCGAGCGGCACGGGUUCGAGGCGGCCUCCGUCCUGGAGGACCGCGGGGACCAGGUCCUGGUGGCGCUGGCCGACGGGAGCGGGAAGGUGACGGUCGGCAGGGACGACGUGCAGAAGAUGAACCCGCCCAAGUUCAGCAAGGCGGAGGACAUGGCCGAGCUCACCUGCCUGAACGAGGCCUCCGUGCUGCACAACCUGAAGGAGAGGUACUUCUCCGGGCUCAUCUAUACCUACUCCGGGUUGUUCUGUGUGGUGGUAAACCCGUAUAAAAUGCUGCCCAUCUAUUCAGAGAAGGUCGUGGAGAUGUACAAAGGGAAGAAACGCCACGAAGCUCCGCCCCACAUCUACUCCAUCGCUGAUAAUGCCUACAGGAACAUGAUGCAGGAUCGAGAAGACCAGUCUAUUCUCUGCACGGGGGAAUCUGGUGCAGGAAAGACAGAGAACACUAAGAAGGUGAUCCAGUACCUGGCAGUAGUAGCUUCUUCACACAAGAGCAAAUGCCCUCAGGAUCCGAAUUCAUCAUCUUUUAAUAAGGGGGAGCUGGAGAAGCAGCUCCUGCAAGCUAACCCCAUUCUGGAAGCCUUUGGAAAUGCCAAGACCAUCAAGAAUGACAACUCCUCCCGUUUUGGAAAAUUCAUCCGAAUCAACUUUGACGUGACAGGCUACAUCGUUGGAGCCAACAUCGAGACGUACCUCCUGGAGAAGUCUCGUUGUAUCCGACAGGCUAUGAUUGAGCGCUCCUUCCACAUCUUCUACUACCUGGUGGCCGGAGCCAAGGACAAGCAGAGAGAGGAGCUGCUGCUGGAGAACUUCAGCAGCUACCGCUUCCUGGUUGCGGGGCACAUGCAGUUACCAGGACAACAGGACGACGAGAUGUACAACGAGACGCUGGAGGCCAUGGACAUCAUGGGCUUCACCGAGGAAGAGCAGCUCGGGAUUAUGAAGGUGGUCUCCACGGUUCUGCAGCUGGGGAACAUUGAGUUUAAGAAGGAGAGGAACCAGGAGCAAGCCACCAUGCCCGACAACACAGCGGCUCAGAAGGUGUGCCACCUGCAGGGCAUCAACGUGACGGACUUCACCCGUGCCAUCCUCACCCCCCGCAUCAAGGUGGGCAGAGAGGUGGUGCAGAAGGCCCAGACCAAGGAGCAGGCGGACUUUGCGGUGGAGGCUCUGGCCAAGGCCAUGUAUGAGCGUCUGUUCCGCUGGAUCCUGGCGCGCGUCAACAAGGCGCUGGACAAGACCAAGAGGCAGGGCUCCUCCUUCCUCGGCAUCCUGGACAUCGCCGGCUUUGAGAUCUUUGAGGAUAACUCAUUUGAGCAGCUCUGCAUCAACUACACCAACGAGAAGCUGCAGCAGCUCUUCAACCACACCAUGUUCAUCCUGGAGCAAGAGGAGUACCAGCGGGAGGGCAUCGAGUGGAGCUUCAUCGACUUCGGCCUGGACCUGCAGCCCUGCAUCGACCUCAUCGAGAGACCGAAUAACCCCCCAGGUAUCCUGGCCCUGCUGGAUGAGGAAUGCUGGUUCCCCAAGGCCACAGACGUCUCCUUCGUGGAGAAGCUGAUGAACACACAGGCCAGCCACCCCAAGUUCUCCAAACCCAAACAGCUGAAGAGCCAACCGGAGUUCUCUGUGCAGCACUACGCUGGCAGGGUGGACUACAACGCCUCCAACUGGCUGACCAAGAACAUGGACCCUCUCAACGACAACGUCACUCAGCUGCUCAAUAACUCCUCCAUCAAUUUCAUACAGGAGCUCUGGAAAGACACGGAUCGUGUGGUUGGCCUGGACACCAUCACUAAGAUGUCGGGCAGUUCCGCUCCCGGCCCCUCCAAGGCUAAGAAGGGCAUGUUCCGCACCGUGGGCCAACUGUACAAGGAGUCCCUGACCAAGCUCAUGACCACCCUGCACAACACACAGCCAAACUUUGUGCGCUGCAUCAUCCCCAACCACGAAAAGAGGGCUGGGAAGCUGGAUGCUCACCUGGUCCUGGAGCAGCUCAGGUGUAACGGGGUGCUGGAGGGAAUCCGAAUCUGCCGGCAGGGCUUCCCCAACCGCAUCGUCUUCCAGGAGUUCCGCCAGCGAUACGAGAUCCUGGCUGCCGGUGCCAUUCCUAAAGGCUUCAUGGAUGGUAAACAGGCCUGCACCCAGAUGAUCAAACACCUGGAUCUGGACCCCAACCUGUACCGGAUCGGCCAGAGCAAGGUGUUCUUCCGCACAGGUGUGCUGGCCCACCUGGAGGAGGAGCGGGACAUUAAGAUCACCGUGGUGAUCAUCGCCUUCCAGUCCCAGGCUCGUGGCUUCCUGGCCAGGAAGGCGUUUGCUAAGAGGCAGCAGCAGCUGACGGCCAUGAGGGUGAUCCAGAGGAACUGUGCCGCCUACCUGAAGCUGAGGAACUGGCAGUGGUGGAGGCUUUUCACCAAGGUGAAGCCCCUGCUACAGGUCACCAGACAGGAAGAGGAAAUGACCCAGAAGGAGGAGGAGCUUCAGAAAGCUAAGGAAAUAGCACAGAGGUCUGAGUCGGAGCUGAAGGAGAUCACCCAAAAGCACGCACAGCUGCUGGAGGAGAAGACCCAGCUGCAGGAGCGGCUGCAGACGGAGGCCGAACUCUACGCCGAGGCGGAGGAGCUGCGGGUUCAGCUGGAGGCCAGGAAGCAGGAGCUGGAGGAGAUCCUGCAGGAGAUGGAGACGCGACUGGAGGAGGAGGAGGAGCGAGGCCAGGCCAUGCAGGCCGAGAGGAAGAAGAUGCAGCAGCAAAUACAGGAGCUGGAGGAGCACUUGGGGGGCGAGGGGGACGCCCGGCAGAAGCUGCAGCUGGAGAAGGUGGCGGCUGAUGGGAAGAUUAAGAAGCUGGAGGACGACAUCCUGGUGAUGGAAGACCAGAAGAGCAAGCUGCAGAAGGAGAAGAAGCUGUUAGAGGAACGGGUAGUGGACUUCAGCUCCAACCUAGCCGAGGAAGAGGAGAAAUCAAAGAACCUGACCAAGCUGAAGAACAAACACGAGUCCAUGAUAUCGGAACUGGAGGUGCGGUUGAAGAAGGAGGAGAAGGCCAGGCAGGACGUGGAGAAGGCCAAGCGGAAGCUGGAGGGGGAGCAGGCAGACCUGCUGGAGCAGACUGCUGACAUGCAGGCCCAGGUAGAGGAGCUGAAGGCCCAGCUGGCCAAGAGAGAUGAGGAUCUGCAAGCUGCAGCUGUGAGAGUGGAGGAGGAGGCAGUGCAGAAGAGCGGCGCUCUGAAGCGGAUCAGGGAGCUGGAGGGGCUGCUGUCCGAGGCGCAGGACGACCUGGAGGCGGAGCGCUCCGCCCGGGCGAAGGUGGAGAGGGCCCGGCAGGACCUGGGAGACGAGCUGGAGGCGCUGAAGUCCGAGCUGGAGGACACCCUCGACACCACCGCUGCCCAGCAGGAGCUCCGGGUGAAGAGGGAACAGGAAGUUGCUCUGCUGAAGCAAACGCUGGAGGAAGAGGGGCGGGCCCAUGAGGCGCAGGUGCAGGAGCUGCGGCAGAAGCACACACAGGCUGCGGAGGAGCUGAGCGAGCAGCUGGAGCAGUGCAAACGGGCUAAGUCCAGUGUGGAGAAGGCGAAGGUGGCGCUGGAGCAGGAGCUGGCUGAACUGAGCACGGAUGUGCGCUCCCUGACCAGCGCCAAGCAGGAGCUGGAGCACAAGAGGAAGAAGGUGGAGGGGCAGCUGGCCGACCUGCAGGCCCGCUACAGCGACAGCGAGAGGCAGAGAGCCGAGCUGGGGGACCGCGUCGUCAAGACAGCCGCGGAGCUGGACAACAUGACCGGCCUCCUGAAUGAAGCCGAGAGCAAAAACAUCAAGCUUAGCAAAGAAGUGGCCAGCCUGAGCUCCCAACUGCAAGACAGCCAGGGGCUGCUGGCAGAGGAGACUCGGCAGAAGCUGAACAUCUCUGCACGCCUGCGGCAGACGGAGGAGGACCGCAACGCCCUGCAGGAGCAGCUGGAGGAGGAGGCGGAGGGCAGGAGGGGCUGCGAGAGGCAGGUGUCCUCCCUCAAUGGACAGCUGUCAGACUCCAGGAAGAAGGUGGACGAGCUGAGCAGCAGCCUGGAGCUGCUGGAGGAGAGCAAGCGGCGGCUGCAGCGGGACCUGGACGGGGCCGGCCUGCGGUACGAGGAGAAGGCCUCCGCCUACGACAAGCUGGACAAAAGCAAGGCCCGCCUGCAGCAGGAGCUGGACGACCUGCUGGUGGACCUGGACAACCAGCGCCAGCUCGUCUCCAGCCUGGAGAAGAAGCAGAAGAAAUUUGACCAGAUGGUGGCGGAGGAGAAGAGUGCCUCCUGUAAGUUUGCAGAGGAGCGCGAUCGCGCGGAGGCGGAUUUGCGGGAGAAGGAGACUCGGGUGCUGUCGCUGACUCGGGCGCUGGAGGAGGCGCAGCGUUACUGCGAGGAGCAGGAGAGGAGUAACAAGGCCCUCCGUGCCGAGAUGGAGGACCUGGUCAGCUCCAAGGACGACGUUGGCAAGAGUGUUCACGAGCUGGAGAAGGCGAAGCGAGGGCUGGAGGCACAGGUGGAGGAGAUGCUGGUGCAGGUGGAGGAGCUGGAGGACGAGCUGCAGGCCGCAGAGGACGCCAAGCUGCGGCUGGAGGUGAACAUGCAGGCGCUGAAGGGGCAGCACGAGCGGGACCUGCAGGCCCGCGAGGAGCAGGGCGAGGAGAAGAGCAGACACCUGCUCAAACAGGUGCGGGAGCUGGAGAUUAAUCUGGAGGAUGAGCGGAAACAGAGGGCUGUGAUGGCAGCCGCUAAGAAGAAGCUGGAGGGGGACCUGAAGGACCUGGAGGACCAAGUGGAGAUGAGCAGCCGCGGUCAUGACGAGGCUGUCAAGCAGCUGCGUAAGGUGCAGGCCCUGGCCAAGGACCUGCAGAGGGAGGUGGACGACUCUCGCUCUGCCCGGGAGGAGGUGCUGUCCUCCUUUAGAGAGACCGAGAGGAAGGCCAGGAGCCUGGAGACCGACCUCAUCCAGCUACAGGAGGAACUGGCAGCCACUGAAAGGGCUAAGAAGCAGGUGGAAGCAGAGCGGGAUGAGAUGGCAGAGGAUCUUACCAACUCCUCCAGAAAGGCAACAUUCAGUGAUGAGCGCCACCGUCUGGAGGCUAAGAUUGCUCACCUGGAGGAGGAGCUGGAGGAGGAGCAGGGGAACAUGGAGCUCCUGAAUGACCGCCUGAGGAGGGCUGUGCAGCAGGCCGACCAGCUGAGCAGCGAACUGCAGGCGGAGCGGGCGGCCAAUCAGAAGAGCGAGAGCGGCAGGCAGCAGCUGGAGAGGCAGAAUAAGGACCUGAGAGCCAAGCUGCAGGACAUGGAGGGCCAGGUCAAGUCCAAGUUCAGGGCCUCUGUCGCCGCCCUGGAGGCGAAGGUGCUGCAGCUGGGGGAUCUUCUGGAAGAGGAGAGCAGGGAGAGACAGGCCAUUGGUAGAGGGAUUCGUCAGAAAGAUAAGAAGCUGAAGGACAUGACCAUUCAAGUGGAGGAAGAAAGAAAGCAAGCACUCCAUUACAAAGACCAGGUGGAGAAGGCCUAUGUGCGGGUGAAGCAGCUGAAGAGGCAGGUGGAGGAGCUGGAGGAGGAGUCCCAGCGCGUCGCCGCCGACCGCAGGAAGCUGCAGCGCGAGCUGGAGGAAGCGGGCGAGGCCAACGACGCCUUGAGCCACGAGGUGUCCUCGCUCAAGAGCAAGCUCAGGAGAAGACCGGAAUCAUCCUACGGCGGACCCCCACGCCGCGUUGGGGGAGGGGCAUCCAGAGGAGCUCGGAGAGUGGUAGAAAAUGCAGAGGCACCCGAGGAGGAGUCUGAACAUCACCCUGAUCCUGUGGAGGGGGAUGUGAAUGGAGCCAAUUCAGCAGAGUAGAGCCCCGCCCUCCAUCUGGCCCCACCCACUCAGAAACCCAGCCUACUUUCUGGCCCCACAUACCAUGGGUUCUUUCCAAUUGCUUAUUUCAUCUUUCCCUAUCGCCCUGGUCCUUGUGUGACCUGGAAAUCAAUCGAGGUUCCCCAUCUUUAAGGACACUCCACUUCAUUAAAUGAGUUGGAGUUACAAUUUUUUUUUCAACUCCCUCCACACAUACAUAGCAAGGAUACAGGCAGUUCAGCAAUAUGUCCAUAAUUUUUUAAUACAAACUCUGCAUAAAACAGGCCAGCAGCCUGAUUUGUGUUCAGGAAAAUGAAUCGGGGAACAGGGUUCAUGAGAUUUAUUUAUGAUUAUUUAUUAUCAAUUUGCUAAAACAUAUAAAUGAAGGUGAAUGCUACAGGAUAGAUUAGAGAUGUGUGGCUUCGCAGUGUGUGAACACGUGAGCAGUAAAAUUGCCAGUGCCUUAUAGUAUAUGCAUAAUGGAACCUAUACUUUAUAAAAUAUGCACUUUAUGAAUCCUGUUAUUUUUAAAACCUGCAUGGAGAAACUCCCCCAUUUCUGACUAAUUUAGGCUCAUCCCCUCCUCGGAUUUAAUAUUACAGUAAUCAUGCUAAAGAACCCACAUUAGAGAUAAAGUAAAAGUAUUUGAGACACCUGGGACGUUUGUGCAAAAAACCACACCUGCUGCAAGUGAUAAUUUAUCUUAAAGGGUGAAAAUCUGCAGAAAACUCCAUAACCCGACCAGUAGAUUUUGAUAAUAUUUUUGAACAGUAAAGUCAGGGUUCUGUUUCCACAGGCAUCUGUAUGUAGACAGACUUGCCAAACGUGCCAAAUUAUUCCAAAAAAGAGGCAUUUCAGGCUUUUAUCCCUGUGGCUUCAGUGUUUUACAUUCUCUCACUGCUUAACUGUAAAGGCCAUAUUAGUAUUGUAAAAUCCAAAUUAGACAGCUCAUAAUGAAGUUUGAACUAUACAAUGCACCACAGGGUGGGGAUAUGUACUCCAGGUCCUAAGACAGACAGCACUACCCAGUCAUUUAACAUCCUAAUGGAGAUACAAGGAGUAACAUCAUUACCGUUAAUGCUUUACCAUUAAACCUUAUUUAAGGUUUUAUUUUAUCUCCUGAUCUAAGUCUAAGGGUUCUGACAUAAAUAUCUGUGCAGAACUGCAGUAAUAUUUAUGUUCAUAUUCUAUACUUCUCUAUAUAUUUUGACCUAUAUUUACUCCAUACACUCCUCUAUAUUCUAUAGCCCUUUGUUUGUGAAGCCAUGUCAAAAUGAGAAAAUAAACAUUGCACUGCUCACACAA
Molecule: messenger RNA, 7432 nt
Organism: Anguilla anguilla (European eel)
Lineage: Eukaryota; Metazoa; Chordata; Actinopteri; Anguilliformes; Anguillidae
Product: myosin-11-like
Exons: 42
Coding region: 164-6127 (1987 amino acids)
Cellular component (GO): myosin complex
Molecular function (GO): actin filament binding; cytoskeletal motor activity; ATP binding
Source: RefSeq, a predicted model, not a curated record